AAUAAAACAAAAUGCUGCAGCAGCAGCAGCAGCUUGGACAGGUGGAUUUCUCGGUUCGAGGCACCAAAAUAAUUUCUCCCACUCUCUUUUGUUGUAAGCUCUUUAAAUGCAUUUGGGUUAUGGGGUCAUAACAAUUUUCUUCUCUGCUUUGACACACAUUCUGCUCUCUCUCUUUCGUUGCAAAAUAGGUUUUCGAAAUGUUUGUACUGCUUGGUUGUUGAGAAAAUGUUAUGGAAGCAAAGAAGAAACUCGAUUUUUUAUCUUCGAAAACCAGCUCUAAGCUCAGAAACUAUGCUGUUUUGCUGACAUGAUCGAUAAUCUAGGAGACAAAGACAAGUUAUGAGUGGUAAACAAGUUGUUGGUGAUCCAAGUCAUGAUGACGGUGGAGGUGGAAAGAAAGCUGCGGCCAUGAAAUUGGAAAGGGAGGUCAAGCUAGGGGAUAUUAUUUGGGUGAAGCUCCAGGGUAAAUCAUGGUGGCCUGCACAGGUUGUUGAUGAGAAAACUGUUAGUGAAAGCAAUAAACCUUAUAAUAAAGCAGUGGGAGCUGCUCUUGUCAGACUUUACGGAACCUAUGAAUAUUUGUAUGUAGAUAUUAUUAAAAGCCACUUGGAGUUUAAGAUGGUGCUUGAACAGAAUAAUGGUUCUUAUCUUGAAAUAUUUGAGAAAGCUUUGGAGCAGGAAUGUUCUCGCAAGAAAUCUGGCAGAUCAAAAGAGAAACAAUCCAAAUCUACAGGAAAUGUAGUGAAACCAAAUAGCUCUAGUGCUGGGUAUGAUACAAAAGGCAGGAGCCCUCAGAAAGAUGAGGUGCUAAAGAAACAAAAGCUUGAAAGCCCCAACUCUGGGACAGAUGUAUUGAGGAAAUCUCAUGAAUUAAGUGCACGGAGACUGAGAGUGAUGCAAAGUCUCGGUCUGAUUGCACCUUCCGGGUCUCCUUUCGGUAAAAAUGGACAAAUAUCUGUGAGCUUGUGAUAAAUUUGAUUGCAGGAGGUUUUCUUGUCGUGUUGUCGCAUUACCUAGUUUAAAGCCCUUGUGGCUAUUAAAAUGCUGUGCAGUUUCAACCUGUAUUAAGGUAUGAAAUCAUACGCACUUUCAUAUCCAUACAAUUUUAGCUGAUGGAAAGCUUUUCCGCUAGAAUGCGAUGUAACAAACUGUGUAAAGCAUAGUCUCAUAGUUAUUCACUUGGAUUUCUCCA
Messenger RNA from Mangifera indica (mango), 1192 nucleotides. RefSeq names its product histone H3-lysine(4) N-trimethyltransferase ATX1-like. Lineage: Eukaryota; Viridiplantae; Streptophyta; Magnoliopsida; Sapindales; Anacardiaceae. The record is from RefSeq and is a predicted model, not a curated record. The coding region runs from base 340 to 969 and encodes 209 amino acids. The transcript is spliced from 9 exons.